CACCUCUUCCUCUGACGGUAAAGUGUCCCUAAACUUCCCGAAAAGCUGAGUCAGUCUGCCAGCCCAGCUUCCAGUCGUACCGCUGACAGCUUCAUAAGAAAGGAGACUGUCUGCCUUCUACUCUCCCGUCUGACACUAAACAGUUAAAAGGGUUUUAAGCAAGGAUCAUGCCACCAAGGAAACGAGCUGCGACUGCUGCUAAGGCUGGUGGGAAGAAGGUAAAACAAGAGCCUGAGACACCAGAGCCCAAAGAUGCCUUCACCUCUGCAAAAGAGGCCCUUCUGGCUGCAGGGUCACAGGUUAAAUGCAACAUGAAGGUUGAUGAGCUCUGCUCAGUGUUCGGAGGAGAGAUACACGAUGACUAUGACUGCAUGCUCAAUCAGACCAACAUUGGGCAUAACAAUAACAAGUUUUAUGUCAUUCAAGUGAUUAAAAGAAACAGAAAAUACUAUACAUGGAACAGAUGGGGUAGAGUGGGGGAAAAUGGGCAAUCCAAACUCAACAGGUUUGAUACUCCUGAAAAGGCUGCCAAGGACUUUGAAAAAAAGUUUAAGGACAAGACCAAGAACAACUGGAGCGAUCGGUCAAAUUUUGUUUCUCAUCCUGGGAAGUACACCCUGAUCGAGGUGGAUGGAGAGCAGGAUGCUGAGGUCAAGGUGGACACUGUUGAUGGAAAGAAUGUCAAAGUAAAACAAAAUGUCGAAGCUUGCACCCUGGACAACCCCACCCAGAAGCUUAUCGAGCUGAUUUUCAGCAAUGACAUGUUCAAAGAGGCCAUGGAAUGUAUGAACCUAGACGUCAAGAAGAUGCCUUUGGGCAAGCUCAGUAAAAGUCAGAUUGCCAAGGGCUUCGAAGUGUUGGAAGAGAUUGAGGCAGCCAUUAACCAAAAAAGCAGAAACACAAGACUGGAAGAACUCUCCUCGAAAUUCUUCACCACAAUCCCACACAACUUUGGCCGGAACAUACCGCCAACCAUCAACGACAAAGAGGUAGUGAACCAGAAGAAGGAGAUGCUCAUGGUGCUGGCUGACAUAGAGAUCGCCCAAAAUCUGAAGUCAGAGACUGAAAAAUCUCAUGAAGAGAUGAUUGAGACAGUUCCUCACCCUAUAGACCAGGACUACAAUUCUCUCAAAUGCCGUCUCACUCUAAUGGACAAGAAUUCAGAUGCAUUCAAGAUCAUACAAAAAUACCUGAAAGCAACAAAUACAGGCCCUAAAAUUGUCAAUGUUUGGGAUGUUGAUCGAGAGACAGAGGGAGAACGGUUUAAGGAGCAUGAUACUCUGGAGAACCGCCGUCUUCUGUGGCACGGUACAAACAUAGCAGUGGUAGCAGCUAUCCUGAAGAGCGGUCUGAGGAUAAUGCCUCACUCAGGAGGCCGUGUUGGUAGAGGCAUCUAUUUUGCGUCUGAAAACAGCAAAUCUGCCGAUUACGUGCAAACCUCUAAAAAUACUGGAGUGAUGUUUCUGAGUGAGGUAGCCCUCGGCAAAGAAUGUACCAUCACUAAAGACAACUCGUUCUUGAGGAAGGCCCCUGACGGCUAUGAUAGUGUUGUCGCACGAGGGAACGUGGAGCCAGAUCCAUCCAAGGACACCUUCAUCACCCUGGAGGGCAAGAAGGUUGCUGUACCUCAGGGCGAGCCUUUAUCUCAGCCCAUGUUCAAAAACAGCAACUUCAGCAACAGUGAAUAUCUCAUCUACGAAGAGAACCAAUGUCGCCUUCGCUACCUGCUGGAGCUUCAAAUGUGGUAGCUCAACUCAAGGAAAGAAGUUCCUGAUUCGCUCUAUAUAAAGGGCUUCCAAAAAGCUUGACUUGCUGUUUUCUUACAAUAAUAAUGGUUAUUAUCUUAUAAUAAUCAUUAUUAUUAUAGGGUUGCUUACUUUACUAAUACAGGUAUUACUGGUACAUAUAUCCCUACAUGAUUCAUAGAUGACUUCUCUGUGCCUUAUAUAUUGCACACUUUAAAACUGUUCUGGGUACUUAAGACUGCACUACUGUUAUUUCACAUGGUGCACUAUUACUUUUUUUUACCUCUUUAAGAUGCCUCUAUAUAUUUGCAGAGUUUUGUUAAAAAUAACAGGAUGCACUUUAUGUUAUAUUUGACAUCUUCUAGUUAGUCUACAUUAUUUAAUCCAAGUAGUAACACUUAUAUAAACCUGGGCCUGGGAGAGAGAACAUUUCCUUGGGGACUUUGCCGCAUGCCUUUGCUGCUUUAGACAUUUUGACUCAUGUUAAAUAGUGGAGUAGAAAAAUAAUACUGUAUGCAUAUAUAUUUUACAGUUUGUGAAGUGCAAUGUGUGGCUGAUGUUCAAGCAAUGUUACCGGUCUGAUAUCUAAAGAAAGACUCUUAAAGUGCUUCUUGCGAAGUAAUGAUCAUGAAAAGCUUGAUCAAAUGUGUUGAAGGUCUCCUAGUGUCGGUAUAAAUGCAACCAUGUGGUGUCAGUAAGGAGCAAGUCCAUUUGGAAUGUAAAUGAAUUGCACUAAGACAUUACAUAAACAUCAUCAAGUAAAUAAAAUAAAUUGUGCAUACAA
Messenger RNA from Eleginops maclovinus (Patagonian blennie), 2529 nucleotides. RefSeq names its product poly (ADP-ribose) polymerase family, member 3 (gene parp3). The record is from RefSeq and is a predicted model, not a curated record. Gene Ontology annotation, molecular function: NAD+-protein mono-ADP-ribosyltransferase activity; NAD+ poly-ADP-ribosyltransferase activity. Gene Ontology annotation, cellular component: site of double-strand break; nucleolus. Lineage: Eukaryota; Metazoa; Chordata; Actinopteri; Perciformes; Eleginopidae. The transcript has 11 exons. Gene Ontology annotation, biological process: double-strand break repair; protein poly-ADP-ribosylation. The coding region runs from base 168 to 1748 and encodes 526 amino acids.